AAUUGACCGGCCCAGGACGAAUUUGUGCCCCCCCAGGCCCUCCUAGUCCUGAAAGCUGCGUGGAUUUACUCAAAGUACUUCUGACGUCUCCGCGCCCGGUGCUGCACGCUUCGGCCUUUCGAAGGAGCCGCGGGAAGGCCCCAUACAAAUUAUCUUCUUGCUUUGCUUAGAGCUAGGCCGCCUAGCCACGGGCCCCCGCGGGGCUUCUUAAACCCACGCCAUCGUCCCGACGACAGUAUGGCCCGCCUCCUCGCCAAGGCGAAAGAAGUGCGCGAAGCGCUCUACCCCGUCCUCCAGCAGAGCGCCUUCGCGGAACGCGGCGUCCUGACGCCGGACGAGUUCGUCAAAGCAGGGGACGAGCUCGUCGGCAAGUGUCCAACCUGGGCCUGGGAGAGCGGCGACGCGUCGCGACGCAAGAACUACCUGCCGGCUGAUAAACAAUACCUGGUCACUCGCGAUGUUCCUUGUGCCCAAAGGGCCAAAGCAGUAGAAGGCUGCGGUGAGGAUGUGGACACUGAAGGCGACUUCGUCGUGCCCAAGGUCACUACUCCGUCAUCAACAGAAGCGGAAGUGGAUGACGUCUGUGCGUCGUUAGAAGAGGCUUCUCUGCAGGUAAAUGACGACGCGGCCGCCCCAGCUACCUUGCAAACGAGGCGAUAUGACCUCUCCAUAACCUACGACAAGUACUGGCAGUCGCCGCGCAUGUGGCUCUUCGGCUACAACGAGCAGCACGCUCCGCUCACCCAAAAACAAACUUUGGAAGAUAUAGUAUCCGCCUAUGCACUUAGAACGGUGACCUUCGAGCGCCACCCCCACUUGGCCGACCUGCCGCACGCGUCGAUCCACCCCUGCAAGCACCCCCAGGCCAUGAAGCGCAUUCUCGACCAGGCGGCCCGGAACGGGAAGGGCGUGGAUCCGGCACAAGCACUCUUCUUCUUUCUGAAGUUUAUUGCGAACAUGAUCCCUACGAUCGACUACGACUUCACGCACGACGUCGUGGCGGGCUAGCUUAUUCCUUCCUUCCUCGUGUAAAGACCCCUG
Messenger RNA from Pelagomonas calceolata, 1041 nucleotides. Lineage: Eukaryota; Pelagophyceae; Pelagomonadales; Pelagomonadaceae. The record is from the annotation of a GenBank genome assembly.